This is a messenger RNA of Salvelinus fontinalis (brook trout), 5959 nucleotides long. It is a transcript of the gene taf6l, whose product is annotated as TAF6-like RNA polymerase II, p300/CBP-associated factor (PCAF)-associated factor. Gene Ontology annotation, cellular component: SLIK (SAGA-like) complex; transcription factor TFIID complex; SAGA complex. Gene Ontology annotation, molecular function: RNA polymerase II general transcription initiation factor activity; transcription coactivator activity. Gene Ontology annotation, biological process: transcription initiation at RNA polymerase II promoter; RNA polymerase II preinitiation complex assembly. NCBI's taxonomy places the organism in Eukaryota, Metazoa, Chordata, Actinopteri, Salmoniformes, Salmonidae. The record is from RefSeq and is a predicted model, not a curated record.
UAGCACCAUUCGGUUGGCAUUGGUGCACGCAUAGUGGCUAGUUUACGAAGUAACAAACCAUGUUAACACAAGUUACACUUGGAUUAUUUUGCAGGUAUGUCCACGAAGCGGCGCUGUAAGCAUGGCGGACAGGGAGCAGAAGCGCACAGCGAGUCUGUCAAACUCGUGAGUCAUGACCGAAAGUGCGCGAGUUGAGUUUAGUAACGAUGUGGCUGCUUUGCUGGCUGAAGAUGUCUGCUACCGGUUUAGGGAAGCCACACAGGUACACAAUGAAGCAGUUACAAAAUCAAUGGAGAUUGUUAGUGUGGCCAGAAGCGAAUAUAUAUUUUUAAACUAACGAGAAAAGAGGCACGAUCUCUAAGCCAAAGAGAUUCGCUGCAGACGGACGAGCCCCCGUUCGCUGGUUCUAGCAGCGAAGAGGGCGAACCGGAUGAGUCCGAGCCAUCCACUUCCACCGAUGACAGCUCUCUGGGUGGACAAGAACAGGUGGUCGGACCAGGCCUCACCUCCAAACAAUGCUGGCAGAGACCCUAUCUGAGACCCGGACGCAGAUUCGUCGCUAUGUGAAUGGAUCUUUACUGGAUAUGUUAGUGCAGGCUGGGCCAUAUCAGGAUAAGGUGGGGAAUUUACCAAGAGUUGAGGGGCAACGAAAAUGUUCGGUGGCCCACUACAAUAUGAUGGCGAACGGGUAGAGAGUGGAGAUACCAUGGCUCGUUAAUUCCAAGCAAAACAAUGCGGCCUAAUGUUUUUGCUGUUUUUCACAUGAGGGCAAAUCUGCGCUGGUCAUGGAUGGAACCAGGCACUGGAAGAAUCUGUGCCACCUCACUAGAUAGUAUCCAGAGGUGGAAGGAGCUGGAGAUCAGGCAAACUAUCGAUGCCCAAGCCCAACGGGGUAUUGACAGAGAGACUCUCUAUUGGCCGUAUGUGCUGCAGAGGCUCAUAGCCCUGAUAUGUGUAAUGGCCACCCAAAACAUUGCGCUACGUAGGACCAGGCUGAACGAGCCAAAUAAUGUGAACUUUCUGAAGUUUGUUGAAAUGCUGGAUUUCUUUGAUUUGAUUUCAGGACCAUGGACAGCUACGGAGAGAAAACAUCGCUGACUGCAAUGCAGCAUCACAGCAGAGGGAAGAGAACACUCUAGGCGGGCCACGAAUUGAAGAAAUGCUGAAAUGUAUGUUGGACAAUCAAAUUAGGUAUGUAAAUAAACCAAAUUUGGUAAGACUGGGUCAUUGACAGAAAGCGUAUUUUACACUGCUCCAGCAAAACGAGGCCCGCCAUGCAUUUAUGAAAGCACUUGUUUGCAAAGCUCAAAUUAUCUCACUCUUUUUACAGUUCUAAAGGAAUAUUAAAUGAUAUGUUAGAUAUGUUAAAUAAAAGUGUCAUUUUUAUUGUAAUAUCAGAUGUCAUAUUAUUAGUAAGAAAGUCUGUUUACUACUAUAGGCAGCUGGCUGAAUAGUGAUUGAAACAUUGUAACUCUGAUGCAGGGGUUAAAGUAAAAUUCAUUUUUUGCCCGGUAAGGGACCUACUAUAUGUGCACGCUCGCACCAACUAUUUUUAUGGGCCAAAUCAUAUAAUUACAUGUAGAAUUGGAGCCUAUUUCGUCCUAUUCAAAAACGUGGUAGACCUACCUGUUUGACAAACACUAUUAUGCUGUCCAUAGAUGUCGGUAUAGCCAAAUCCUCCAAUACUGUCCCAUGCACUCCUUAAAUACAUAUGAAGUCAGAAGUUUACAUACACUUAGGUUGGAGUCAUUAAACUCGUUUUUCAACCACUCCACAAAUUUCUUGUUAAUAAACUAUAGUUUUGGCAAGUCGGUUAGGACAACUACUUUGUCCAUGACACAAGUCAUUUUUCCAACCAUUGUUUACAGACAUAUUUUUUCACUUAUAAUUCACUGUAUCACAAUUCCAGUGGGUCAGAAGUUUACAUACACUAAAUUGACUGUGCCUUUAAACAGCUUGGAAAAUUCCAGAAAAUGAUGUCAUGGCUUUAGAAGCUUCUGAUAGGCUAAUUGGCAUCAUUUGGGUCAAUUGGAGGUGUACCUGUAGAUGUAUUUCAAGGCCUACCUUCAAGCAUGAUAUCAUGGGAAAAUCAAAAGAAAUCAGCCAAGACCUCAGAAAACAAUUGGUUCAUCCUUGGGAGCAAUUUCCAAACUCCUGAAGGUACCACGUUCAUCUGUACAAACAACAGUACGCAAGUAUAAACACCAUGAACACAGCCGUCAUACCGCUCAGGAUGGAGACGCGUUCUGUCUCCUAGAGAUGAACAUACUUUGGUGCAAAAAAUGCAAAUCAAUCCCAGAACAACAGAAAAGGACCUUGUGAAGAUGCUGGAGGAAACAGGUACAAAAGUAUCUAUAUCCACAGUAAAACGAGUCCUAUAUUAACAUAACCUGAAAGGCCGCUCAGCAAGGAAGAAGCCACUGCUUCAAAACCGCCAUAAAAAAGCCAGACAACAGUUUGCAACUGCACAUGGGGAUAAAGAUCGUACUUUUUGGAGAAAUGUCCUCUGGUCUGAUGAAACAAAAAUAGAACUGUUUGGCCAUAAUGACCAUUAUUAUGUUUGGAGGAAAAAGGGGAGGCUUGCAAACCGAAGAACACCAUCUCAACUGUGAAGCACGGGGGUGGCAGCAUCAUGUUGUGGGGGUGCUUUGCUGCAGGAGGGACUGGUGCACUUCACAAAAUAGAUGUCAUCAUGAGGCAGGAAAAUUAUGUGGAUAUAUUGAAGCAACAUCUCCAGACAUCAGUCAGGAAGUUCAAGCUUGGUCGCAAAUGGGUCUUCCAAAUGGACAAUGACCACAAGCAUACUUACAAAGCCACCAUUUUAAAGUCAAAUCAAUGCACAUUCUGUGUUUAUGAGAUGUAGUAACAUUUAUAGUGACUAUGAUUUGUUAUCCUACUUGUGAACAUGUCUUAUCUGGACAGGAAAGGGAACCGGGAAGUUUAAGGUACAGUUAAGGGCUCUGAGUAAAUGUGAACAUUGAGUGAGAUUUACUCCCAUAGCUUUUGCAGAGUUGUUGAGCCCUCUCUUUGUUCACAUUAUCCGGUGCUGUACAAACUCUCUCUGAGCAUCUACUUAAGUACCAUCAGCAGAUCACCUGGGUCAUACUAGGAGAGGACCCACCCCUUAUGAAGGCACACUACAGUUUUUCCCUGAGAUCUCCAUGUAAUACAACUCAAUUGAAUGGAGAAACGGUUGAAAUCGCUCUAACAUGUACUCCAUGGAGGAUGAACUAUUUAUUCUACAGGUGGCUUUGCUGGGUCUCCAGUCCAACUGUAAGAUUGCUGCCCUCCUGCAAUAUUUUGUACAUGUCAUCAGUGGGGUGAAGUCUGUUCUCCUCUCAUCCACUCAUGAUCUAGAGCAGCUUAACUGUCUCCUCCACAUGGUGAAGAGCCUGGUUCAGAACCUUUACCUGUACCUCUGCUCGUACGUACGCAUCCCGGUGUCCAGCGUCGUGUACUGCAUCCUGGAGCCGCUGGUCGCCUCCAACUCCCUUAACGACCACCGGAUCCUUAGGGAGUACGCAGCUCUGCGGGUCAGCCACAUGUUCUGGACCCAUGGAGCCCUGGUCAGUGGUCUGUACCACCAGAUUCUGCUGUCUCUGCAGAAGGUUCUGUCAGACCCGGUCCGCCCGCUGUGUUCUCACUAUGGAGCUGGGGGGCUACAUGCACUUAGAGGAAAUGCUGUUGAGCGAGUCAUAUGUCCUUACCUGCAAUCUGUCCUGGAUGACUACUCUGUCUCCAAUGCCCAGGUGAAAGCAGACGGACACAAGGUCUAUGGAGCAAUCCUGGUGGCAGUGGAGGACCUGCUAGAGAUUAGAGCCCUGUCUCUGCCAGCAGAAGGAGCACCCAGCCACGCUUCGGGAGUUGAUUUCCGCCGGGCUCAGCCUCUCUCCGAGGCCACCCUGGGCAUCGCCAGUCACCUGCAGGGACCUGGGGGAGCUGGCACCCCCUGGAAUGACUGGACCCUCCCCCUGCCCGCCAUGUACUGUGAGCUCUACUCCUUCUUUGGAAAACAACUUGGCAGUGCGUUUCAGCACGGACCCCGACUUGGGAGGUUGCCUUCCCCUUCCCAGCCCCCUGAUACCAAUCCAGACACCACGUACAAGAUGCCCCAGCUCACCGCUAACCUCAAAAUCAACCCCUGGCAGGACGGGAGUCCUUGCACCGAGCCCUCUCCACCCAUCCUAGCUGCCACUGCUCCGGGAACACAAUGUGGGUGGGGUGGCAGGUGGCCUAGUGGUUAAGAGGGUUGGGCUAGUAACCAAAAGGUUAUUGGUUCGAGCCGACGAGGUGAAAUUUUCUGUGUGUGCCUUUGAGCAAGACACUUAAGUCUAAUUGCACCUGUAAGGCACAGCUGUCGCUAUUUGAUAUUAUUUAUAAAUAUUUGAUUAAGUUGCAUACAAUAACUGUACAAUUUACAAUGCACUUCUCUGUGCAAACAGGUAGUUACUUUCUAUCAUCUUACACAUUGUCCUUGGGAUUGGUGGACAAUCAAACUGAAAAGAAGCAACUUCUAUUGUUUAGGGAUGGAUCGACAUUUACAUAAUGCGUACCUGAAGGAAAAUGUGGGAGGGUCAUGCUUUUAACAUUUCAGUCAAGGGGUUUCAUUUUUUUUUAUUCUAGUCCAGGGUACGGUCAUGUAAUUUAUGAAAUGUCAAUAUUUCUCAGUUGCUUAUUAGGCUAUAUAUAGAUAUGCCCGAAGCCGCCCCUCAUCUCUGAUUCUCUGCUGGCUGCGCAAUAUCAGGUGAGCCUAUAGGCUAUUUAGUGUGGUCUCAAUCACAUUAUCCAUAGCCUAUAGGCUACGAAGUGCAUGCUCAGAGAAGCACAGAGCAAAGUUAUAUUUCUAAGAUAGUUGCUGGGAUGGUGUAAAUAAAACUAGGCUGUAUUACACACUGUGAUGGAUAUUACAACCCUGAGUCCCGGCCAGCUCUGCUCUUGCUGAUGAAAAACGUUUUUUGUGUGCUGCCUAACAAUGGCUGUGCUGUGUAGGCUUACAGUGGCAGUUCAGGAGGAGAGUCAAAUGUUUGUUGUUGCUUGGACUAGCCUAUAGCCUAUGUUCUGUUCAGUUUGAGAAGGAGGACUGGAGGUCAACUUUGAUAGCUUGCUACUACUAUAAUUGAAUUGAUUAAAAACAAGAUGUUUCUUACCCAUGAUGUAGGCCUAUUUUUAUCAGUUAUUGACCUCACAAUAAGCCAGAUUCGAGUAACUUACAUUGUGGUGCUGAAACUUGAAGCAGCAGCCGCAUCUGAAAUGGACAUCUCAUGGAGAUUAAAUUAGGCAUAAUUAAUUUCAACCGUCUUCAUUUUAAUUAGACUUGACUAAGAAGAAGGUUUUCUGUUUCUGCAUUGCUUGCUGUUUGGGGUUUUGGUCUGGGUUUCUGUACAACACUUUGUGACAUCUGCUGAUGUAAAAAGGCUUUAUAAAUACAUUUGAUUGUGUUGGAGUUUAUUUCUUCCUAUUUAAGAAAUAACAGGUAGGCUGUAGGCUGCUAUAUACAUAGAUUUGUCGGUCAAUUCCUGCACCCACAAUGCACUCUUUAAAUAGCCUAUCUCCGUGUCAGUUAGCCUAUCUCCGUGUCAAUGAAGUGACGGGCUUUCCGAGUCUUUUCGGUGAGCCUACUCAUUUGGCUUCAAACCGCUCUUCGUUCAAAAUGCUUAAAAGUGACACGCCCUGAUCUGUUUCACCUGUCUUUGUGCUUGUCUCCACCCCCCUCCAGGUGUCACCCAUCUUCCCCAUUAUCCCCUGUGUAUUUAUACCUGUGUUCUCUGUUUGUCUGUUGCCAGUUCGUUUUGUUUCCCUGUUCCUUGCACCUGUUUUCUAGUUUCCCAGUUCUGCCUGACCCGACACUGAGCCCGCCUGCUGUCAUGUACCUUACACCCUCUCUGAAUUAUUGACCCCUGCCUGCCUCGUCUUGACGUCUGCCUGCCCCUGUUUAAGGAAUAAACUUUUGUUUCUUCAA